GAGUCUGGGGUCCGCAGCCGCACUUGGGGGCCGUGGCUGCGCGCGCCCGGGUGAGUGCCAAGCGGAGGGCGUCCAGGAGAGCCCCGCAGAUUUGGGGGCUCCAGAUCAGAGCCCAUGUUUGAAUCACUACAAUGUCCCCACCUUGCCAGAGCUCUCUAGUGUGCACCUACUGUGUGCAGAGCUCUGUGCAUGCAUUGUCCGUGUCCCUCACGACACUGUGAGGGUGUUUGCAGCAGGCAUGUCAGAAGAUGAGGCUGCUCAGCCGCCCAGAACCAGCUCGUGGGAACAGAACCAGCAGAACGUGGUGCAGCGCGUGGUGGCCCUGCCGCUGGUCAGGACCACGUGCACCGCUGUCCUCGAUGCUUACAGUGCGGCUAAGGACAGGCACCCGCUGCUGGGCUCCGCCUGCCGCCUGGCUGAGCACUGCGUGUGUGGCCUGACCACCCGCGCCCUGGACCACGCCCAGCCGCUGCUCAGCCACCUGCAGCCCCAGUUGGCCACAGUGAACAAUCUCGCCUGCAGGGGCCUGGACAAGCUGGAGGAGAAGCUGCCUUUUCUCCAGCAACCUUCGGACACGGUGGUGACCUCGGCCAAGGAUACGGUGGCCAGUGGUGUGACGGGCGUGGUGGGCCUGGCCGGCCAGAGCUGCCACUGGAGCGUGGACCUGAAGCGCUCCAUGAGCCACGCUGUGGAUGUCGUGCUGGGCAAGUCAGAGGAGCUGGUGGACCACUUCCUGCCCAUGACCGAGGACGAGCUCGCGGCCCUGGCAGCCGAGGCUGAGGGCCCGGAAGUGGGCUCCGUGGAAGAGCAGCGGCGACGUCAGGGCUACUUUGUGCGUCUGGGCUCCCUGUCAGCGCGGCUCCGCCACCUGGCGUAUGAACACUCCCUGGGGAAACUGAGGCAGAAGAAACACCACGCCCAGGACACGCUCGCCGAGCUGCAGGAGACGCUGGAGCUGAUCAACCUCAUGCAGUGCGGGGCGACACCCACUGCCCCGACCCGCCCUGGGAAGGUGCACAAGCUUUGGGAGGACUGGAGCCAGCGCUCCCCAGAGAAUGGCCGCCGGCGCCGCAGCCAGGCAGAGCUGGAGACGCUGGCGCUGUUCCGCACUCUGAUGCGGGAGCUGCAGAGCACAAUGGACGCGCUGGAGACCAGCGUGCGGGGCCUGCCCCCAGGCGCCCAGGAGAAGGUGGCCGAGGUGCGGCGCAGUGUGGACGCCCUGCAGUCCGCCUUCGCCGACGCCCGCCGCUUCAGGGAUGUGCCGGCCGCCGCCCUGGCCAAGGGCCAGGGCAGUGUGGCCCGGGCCCACGCUUGUGUGGACGAGCUGCUGGAGCUGGUGGUGCAGGCCGUGCCGCUGCCCUGGCUGGUGGGGCCCUUCGCGCCCAUCCUCGUGGAGCGGCCUGAGCCCCCGCCGGACCUGGAGGCUCUGGUGGACGAGGUCGUGGGGGGCCCUGAUCGCCGCUGGGCUCACCUGGACUGGGCGGCCCAGCACGGGGACGGGCCAGCCCUCCCAGAGGACAUUCCCGAGGAGGAACCCACCCCCCCGAGCCGCCCCAAGCACGCCCUGACGCCGGAGCUGGACUUCUGACCGGAUAGGGCCGCGGGGCGGCAAGCAGGAGGCCGCCUGUAUCCCGAGAUCCCUGCUGCCCCCUAGUGGCCAUGCCUCUGCACUAACAGCCCGUGCGGCCGCCUUGGCCCAGGGGCAGGGUUGGGGUGGGGGGCUGAAUUCAGAAUCUCAGACCCUCCCCAAUCCUUCCCUUGGACAUAUGGGGGCUGGAACCCAGUCCAGGCCCCACUAACCCCAAGCUGGGCUCAUCUGUCUGUGGCCCCUGUCCCUGCACCCCCAGAAGCAGAUCAAAACUCCCCCCACAAAAGCACACAUGUUGCCCAAUGGCUUCUACUUGGGGUUUUGAAAAGUGAGCACCCUCCUUCCCCCACACCUUGUACAUCCCGGCCUGAGGGGUCCCCGAAGAUAUCCAGCUGUAUCAGCUGGACCUGCCAGAUCCACUUGCUUUGCCCUUUGGGGUUUGUGUUCCAACAUAAAGGUGCUUUGUGUUGUCCAAA
Mirounga angustirostris (Northern elephant seal) is the source of this 2064-nucleotide messenger RNA. It is a transcript of the gene PLIN5, whose product is annotated as perilipin 5. The transcript is spliced from 9 exons. Gene Ontology annotation, biological process: lipid storage; positive regulation of triglyceride storage. The record is from RefSeq and is a predicted model, not a curated record. The coding region runs from base 239 to 1588 and encodes 449 amino acids. Gene Ontology annotation, cellular component: cytosol; lipid droplet. Lineage: Eukaryota; Metazoa; Chordata; Mammalia; Carnivora; Phocidae.